Schistocerca serialis cubense is the source of this 1380-nucleotide messenger RNA. Its product is annotated as glutamate receptor 1-like. Gene Ontology annotation, molecular function: glutamate-gated receptor activity. Lineage: Eukaryota; Metazoa; Arthropoda; Insecta; Orthoptera; Acrididae. Bases 1 to 1380 code for a protein of 459 amino acids. Gene Ontology annotation, cellular component: membrane. The record is from RefSeq and is a predicted model, not a curated record. The transcript has 9 exons.
AUGACUUAUGGUGAGCAGGAGGUGACGGUGGACAUAUCUUUCAGCAAAGUGUUUGAAUGGAUGUUUGUACUGGUUGAUGUGCAUGAGCCUACUCUAGGUGCAGAUUUCAACCACCACCACAGACUGGGGUUACAGCUGAGCACAACACAAGUGAAUAACUUUUAUAUCCAAGUUGGACAUGAAAAUGGAAAGGAAGCAGUCACAGGUGGAUUUUUUGGGAACUUGUUCAGAACUCUGAUUGAGCUUACAAAUUCCACAUACACUCUCUCCGUUCUGCCCGGCUACUCCUACGGUCACCGCAGGCCCAACUCGACCGAGUGGAGCGGGCUGAUCGGCGUCCUGCAGAGGAGGGAGGCCGACAUCUCUGCCUGCGAAGUGACCAUCGGCCUGGACCGCAUCGACGCGCUGAGUUUCGCCCAGCCAGUGCGCAACGCUGGGUGCAGGUUUUACUUUCAGAAGCAGUUCCAAGAGAUGAUGUUCAAGCCGUACCUGCAGCCGUUUGACGGAAGAGUCUGGAUUGCACUGCUGGUAUAUGUGAUAGCGACGGGCAUCCUCAAGUGGUUCUUCCAAUACUUGCUGCGCGAACGCGCGGACCCAAUAACAGCAACGUUUGCCAUUGUUGCAGCGUUGUUAAACCAAGAAUGUUUUAAGAAAUCUGCACUGAACUCUCCACAAAUUUCUGAUUCAACUGAUCAGCAGCGUAUUGCCCGAUGUGCAAUUCGAGUGCUGUACUUUUGGAUCUGUGCCCUUUUCCUCAUCCUGAGGAUCGGAUACGGCGCCAGGCUAACUGCCACAUCCACUCUCAGGCAGUCUACUCUGCCUUACCAUGGAAUGGAGGACAUCCUCGCCAGUGACUGGAGCGUCAAUGUCAUCAGUAACAGCUUUGCGUUGGAAUCAAUGCAGAUGUCACCUUCAAACAGCACUGCACGGAAAUUAUGGCAAACAAAAAUUGACAACAAUCCUGACAGCAUGGUGCAAACUGUUGAAGAUGGUUUGAAGAAUGUUCUUGACCAGAAAAAUUUGGCAUUUUUGGGCUUUGAAGACUCUUGCCGUGAGGUGUUGCACAGCAGAUUUUCACCCGAUCAGUCGUGCAAGAUUUCGGAACUUGAUGGAGUUUUCUUUAAAGCACCGCUCUCAUUUGCACUACCACGUGACUCUGAGUUCUUGGUAACUAUUAACUACUGGAUACUGAAACUCUUUGAGAGCGGCAUCAUUGAUCGUCUUUCCCGGAAGUGGUUGCCAAAGCCGUCCGUGUGCGACGAUAACAAGGGUGAUGCUGACGAUGACGACCCAGUCUUCUCGCACUCGAGGACUGUCGGCGCUCUGGUGACUAUGACCCGCAGCGCCGACGAACCAUCUGCGGGCCAUCUUCGGCGGUAA